Salarias fasciatus (jewelled blenny) is the source of this 720-nucleotide messenger RNA. Its product is annotated as zinc finger protein 3 homolog. Lineage: Eukaryota; Metazoa; Chordata; Actinopteri; Blenniiformes; Blenniidae. The record is from RefSeq and is a predicted model, not a curated record.
AAAAGUUUCAGUUCACAGAGUUAUGUGUUGAUCCAUAUGAGAAUUCACACAGGUGAGAGGCCAUAUCUUUGUGAAACAUGUGGGAAAAGUUUCAGUCAACGCAGUAGUUUAUUGACCCACACGAGAAUUCACUCAGGUGAGAGGCCAUAUCUUUGUCAAACAUGUGGGAAAAGCUUCCGUAGGAACAGUGAUUUAUUGAGGCACAUGAGAAUUCACUCAGGUGAGAAGCCAUAUCUUUGUGAAACAUGUGGGAAACGUUUCCGUUGGAACAGUCAUUUAUUGGUCCACAUGAGAAUUCACACAGGUGAGAAGCCAUAUCUUUGUCAAACAUGUGGGAAAAGCUUCCGUAGGAACAGUGAUUUAUUGAGGCACAUGAGAAUUCACUCAGGUGAGAAGCCAUAUCUUUGUCAAACAUGUGGGAAAAGCUUCCGUAGGAACAGUGAUUUAUUGAGGCACAUGAGAAUUCACUCAGGUGAGAAGCCAUAUCUUUGUCAAACAUGUGGGAAAAGCUUCCGUAGGAACAGUGAUUUAUUGAGGCACAUGAGAAUUCACUCAGGUGAGAAGCCAUAUCUUUGUGAAACUGGGAAAAGCUUCAGUCACCGCAGUAAUUUAUUGACCCACAUGAGAAUUCACUCAGAUGAGAGGCCAUAUCUUUGUGAAACAUGUGGGAAAACCUUCCGUUGGAGCAGUCAGUUAUUGAGCCACAUGAAAACUCACUGA